Ricinus communis (castor bean) is the source of this 670-nucleotide messenger RNA. RefSeq names its product mitochondrial import receptor subunit TOM9-2. The coding region runs from base 204 to 515 and encodes 103 amino acids. Gene Ontology annotation, cellular component: mitochondrial outer membrane. The record is from RefSeq and is a predicted model, not a curated record. Lineage: Eukaryota; Viridiplantae; Streptophyta; Magnoliopsida; Malpighiales; Euphorbiaceae. The transcript has a single exon. Gene Ontology annotation, biological process: intracellular protein transport.
GAGCCUCCUGUAAAAGAAAAUUUAUAUUAGAACCAUAGAAUUUAGGCAUGUAACAAAGUGUACGCAGCCCUUCUCUGAAAAGAAAAUGUACAGAGACCUGUACACUACAUGAAAACGGCGACGUCUAAUUGUUAUACCAAACCCUCAACCGCCCAACAAAUCCCUAACACAAACAGCGCUCAAACCCUUGCAAUAAACGCCGCAUGGCCUCCCAAUCCCGACGCGGCGGAGUAUCACUCCCGGCGAGGCGAUCCUCAAAGGCACAGCCAGAGCCUACAUUCCUCGCCAAACUAACAAACUCGGAAAUCGUCGCAAAAGGCAAGCGAGCUGCAUCCGACACCGUUUUCGUCACUAAGAAGCUCCUUCGCAGCACCGGAAAAGCCGCGUGGAUUGCGGGGACCACAUUUUUAAUUCUUGUGGUGCCUCUUAUUAUUGAGAUGGAUCGCGAGCAGCAAUUCAAUGAGCUCGAGCUCCAACAACAAAGCCUCCUCGGUGCCCCAACGCCCCCAAAGUAGAGGAAAAACCUGGGUCAGGCCGGUGGUUCGGGUCAGGUUAGGAUGUUAUUGUUGUGGAUGUUAAAUUACUUAAUAAUCUUCAAUUGAUCUGUUGUGUUGUUUGUUAAACAAUUGUAAUUUUUGAGAUGCAGCUAUUUCGGCCCUCGGUUUUGAUA